CUCGGACCACUGCUCAUAGAGAUCAGAGUUCCAGAAUCUUUCAUUCUGAACACCACAGGGUGAGUCAGGAGCAAGUAGUUAGCUUUGAGGGAUUGUGGAUAUCAUAAUGCAGUUCUCAAGCACAGUGAUAAUGAUCAUACUAAUGGCUGCCAACGUGGACGGCAAGAUUUAUGAACGCUGUGAGCUAGCAAAGAAGCUAGAGAAAGCAGGCCUCAACAACUAUAAAGGCUACAGCAUUGGAGACUGGUUGUGCAUGGCACACUACGAGAGUGGCUUUGACACCUCCUUUGUGGACCACAAUCCUGAUGGCAGCAGUGAGUAUGGCAUUUUCCAGCUGAACUCCGCCUGGUGGUGUGACAAUGGCAUCACACCCACCAAGAACCUUUGCCACAUGGACUGUAAUGAUCUGCUCAACCGCCAUAUUCUGGAUGACAUCAUAUGUGUCAAGCAGGUUGUAUCCUCAAAGAACGGUAUGAAUGCCUGGGAUUCAUGGAGCCGGCAUUGUUUUGACCAUGAUUUAUCUGAAUGGCUCAAGGGAUGUGAUAUGAAAGUAAAACCCAACUUAGAGAAAAUUAUUCAUAACGCAAAUUCCUAGGAAUAAAAAAUUUCAUUUUCUUUUGUGGGGUUUAAUAAACUCACAAUAAACAAUACAAGAGUUAUUGCCUAUCGCAUGUCUGACUCUUCAUUUUUCUAAUGCCAAAAGGCACUUCCUCCCACAUCUUGACAGCUGUGAUCAAGAAAGCAAAUCACGUGGUGAGAGG
Cavia porcellus (domestic guinea pig) is the source of this 761-nucleotide messenger RNA. Its product is annotated as sperm acrosome-associated protein 5. Gene Ontology annotation, cellular component: acrosomal vesicle; sperm flagellum. Lineage: Eukaryota; Metazoa; Chordata; Mammalia; Rodentia; Caviidae. The coding region runs from base 107 to 595 and encodes 162 amino acids. The transcript has 4 exons. Gene Ontology annotation, molecular function: lysozyme activity. Gene Ontology annotation, biological process: fusion of sperm to egg plasma membrane involved in single fertilization. The record is from RefSeq and is a predicted model, not a curated record.